This is a messenger RNA of Cucurbitaria berberidis CBS 394.84, 981 nucleotides long. Its product is annotated as DUF833-domain-containing protein. Gene Ontology annotation, biological process: protein secretion; Golgi organization. NCBI's taxonomy places the organism in Eukaryota, Fungi, Ascomycota, Dothideomycetes, Pleosporales, Cucurbitariaceae. The record is from RefSeq and is a predicted model, not a curated record. Bases 1 to 981 code for a protein of 326 amino acids. The transcript is spliced from 2 exons. Gene Ontology annotation, cellular component: Golgi apparatus.
AUGUGUAUUGCAAUACUCACAACCGCACAUCCAGACUACCCCUUCAUACUAUUGAAUAACCGAGACGAAUAUCUCCAUCGUCCAACAGCAGAAGCAACAUGGUGGCCCUCUCCAGACACACACGUCCUCGGCGGUUAUGACCUGCACCGCCCAGUCCACGGGACCUGGCUUGGUGUAACUCGCCACGGCCGGGUUGCCGUACUGACCAACUAUCGUGAGGAGGGUGCAGCCAUCGUCAUAGGCGCACGGAGUCGUGGUUUGAUUCCGAACGCGUGGUUAAAGUCAGACCCUGCGAAGAAAGAGACCACUGAAGAAUUCGCAAGACGAAUGAUAGAAGAGGAUGGUGUAAAGGGCGUUGGGGGCUUUUCGCUAUGCUACGGGUUUGUUCAAGACGUCGUGAAGAGCGCAGGAGAUGGAGACGAGAGCAAGAGGGCAGGGUUGGCGAUUGUGAGUAACCGCACGCCAGAUGUAGAAGGCGUUGCACGAUUGCUGGGUAACAAGGGAGAAACGCAUGCCCUCAGCAACGCAGCGUACGGUGACCGCUCAUGGCCAAAGAUCGUAAACGGCGAAGCGUGGACCCAGAACGCUAUCAAAGAGUCUCUCGCUGCAAAUGAUUCCCGCGACCAACUCGUCGAGCGCCUCCUCGGUGUUCUUACCACAGAUACCAUGCCCCGUCAGAAAGAGAAUGAGGAAUGGGACAUGUACCUCAACCAACUUCGCCACAGCAUCUUCGUCCCAGCUAUUGGUCGCGAUCACUUGGAAGAGCACAAAAUGCCCGCCCACGAGAUUGGCGAUGUUGUCAAGCACAAGGCAACAGAUGCGACAAGCGGGUGCUAUGGAACGCAAAAGAACAUCGUGAUGCUGGUUGAUAAAGAGGGAAAGGCAUUCUAUCUAGAAAGAACAUUAUACGAUGUUGAUGCAAAGCCCAUUGAGAAAGGGAAGGGAGAUCGCGUUUUUGAGUUCCAAAUUGAGGGCUGGUAG